CAUCAUCAUCGUUUCAACAAGGCCGACCAGCUCGGAGUCGGCGAAGCGGCUCAAUCCACUCCACCGUACAUUGCUCGUGCUUAGUUUCGCGAAUAGGAGAGACUUGGGGUCAUUGUGCAUAGGGCUCCGACGCAUCGCACCAUAAAGAUACUGACUGCCCGGCCACCUUUCUGAGCAACACACCUUGACAAGCACAUCGCAACGAAUUCAUUGCAACGAACAAAGAGCAACGGGCAACGAGCAUAUUUCUUCUUUUGAACUACACAUCCUUGGUGACAGCGUAUUCAUACAAUGGAGUACGAGCCAUUGCCGGGGCCGCCCGGGUUGCCCAUCAUAGGCAACCUUGGAGAUAUCGACGCCGAAAAUCCCAUGCAGAGCUUUAUCCGCCUCUCCGACACAUAUGGUGAAAUCUGGAAGUUCCAUCUCGCGGGUGAAAGAAUCGUAAUUGCGUCCCAGGCUUUAAUGAAUGAAAUCUCCGAUGAAACCCGGUUUUCAAAGAUCAUAGCUGCCAGCCUCAACGAGGUCCGAAAUGGAACUCAUGAUGGGCUGUUCACAGCUAAAGGACCUGAAGAGAAAAACUGGGGAAUUGCCCACCGAGUCCUCCUCCCAGCGCUUGGUCCCUUAGCGAUUCGGAACAUGUUCGAUGAGAUGCACGAUAUAGCAAGCCAACUCGUCAUGAAAUGGGCGCGCCAAGGACCCGAGCAAUUGAUACAAGUAACGGAUGAUUUCACGCGUCUCACAUUGGACACGAUCGCAUUGUGCGCUAUGGAUUACCGCUUCAACUCCUACUAUUCAGAGCAUAUGCACCCCUUCAUCCAAGCUAUGGCUGAUUUCCUGAAGGUCAGCGGAGAUCGCGCUCGCCGUGAUCCCAUAACUCAGAUGUUCUACCGCUCUGAGACCGCGCAGUACUGGGAAAAUGUUCAGUUGCUUCGCAAAGUAAGCCAGGAGGUCAUAGACAAGCGGAAACAGAAUCCGACCCAAAAGAAGGAUCUACUGAACGGCAUGCUGAAUGGUGUGGAUCCAAAAACUGGCGAAAAGAUGAACGAAGAAAGCAUCAUCGAUAACAUGAUUACAUUCCUUAUAGCAGGUCAUGAAACCACAUCUGGUCUUCUAUCGUUCACCUUUUACUACUUGCUGAAGAGCCCAAAAUCUUAUGAGAAAGCGCAAAAAGAGGUUGACGAGGUCAUUGGGAAGAAUCCUAUCACGGUCGAUCACCUCACCAAAUUGCCGUAUCUGAACGCUGUCCUCCGCGAAUCGAUCCGUUUGCAACCUACGGCCCCUGCUAUCGGUCUCCAAGCCAAGGAAGACACGACAUUGGGUGGCAAGUACGAGUGUAAGAAGGGCGUUCCAAUUGUUGCAGUAUUGCCAAAAGUCCACCGCGAUCCCAUCGUUUAUGGAGAAGAUGCCGAGGAGUUCCGUCCUGAGCGCAUGCUAGAUGAAGAGUUCGAGCGCCGCAACAACAAGUUUCCUAAUUGUUGGAAGCCUUUUGGGAACGGGAUGAGAGCAUGCAUAGGAAGGCCAUUCGCAUGGCAAGAGGCUCUGCUAGUGCUGGCGAUACUGCUACAAAACUUCAACUUCACUAUGGAAGACCCUUCGUACCAACUUGAGAUAAAGCAGACUCUGACCAUCAAGCCGAAGGGCUUCUACAUGCGAGCGCACUUGCGUAACCACAUGAGCCCCACUACGUUGGAGCGUGCACUUGCGUCGACGUCAAUCAGCGAGCAUGCAGGUGAGAAGAAAGCUCAGGGCUCAAAGAAGAAGGCGGCUCAGGGCAAGCCAAUGGCCGUGUACUAUGGCUCAAACACUGGGACGUGUGAAGCACUGGCAAACCGACUUGCUAGUGAUGCUCCAAAUCACGGAUUCAGCGCGGUAGUUGACACGCUGGACGCCGUGAAAGAGAACUUACCAAAGGACAGGCCAAUCGCUAUCAUCACGGCGUCUUAUGAAGGGCAACCCGCAGAUAAUGCCGCUCACUUUGUUGCCUGGCUCAACAAUUUAACAGGUUCCGAGCUGACCGAUGUACAAUACUCUGUAUUUGGGUGUGGUCAUCGGGACUGGGCGAGCACAUUCCACAAAAUCCCGAAAGCUUUGGACAAAGCCAUCGAAGAGCGCGGUGGAACGAGAAUCGCUGAUAUUGGGACCGCCGACGCUUCAAAGGGUGAUAUCUUCACCGAGUUCGAGGCUUGGGAAGAGAAGGUCUUCUGGCCGGCCGUAAAAGAACGCUACGGCGCCUCAGACUCUUCCGAGUUCACUCCAUUCGAGGCCAACUUUGAGAUUGAGGUGUCUACCCCACGAUCAUCAAUGCUUCGACAAGAUGUCCGAGAAGCACGGGUUGAAGCCGUAGAAGUGCUCAGUGCACCUGGUACACCAGGGAAGCGUCACAUCGAGAUCAGCCUGCCCUCUGGAACGAGCUAUUCUGCAGGAGAUUAUCUUGCGAUACUUCCGCUGAACCCGAAAGAGAAUAUCGCUCGCGCCAUGAGAUACUUCGGCUUGCCUUGGGACAGUAUGCUGACCAUCACCUCUUCAAGUCCUACCACGCUCCCAGUCGAUGUUCCCAUCUCAGCAAUUGACGUCCUCGGCGCCUAUGUGGAGCUUGCACAGCCGGCAACGAAACGCGACAUCACCGCCCUGGUUGAAGUCGCUUCUGACGAAGCCGCAAAAAGCGAACUUGUACGUCUUGCCACGGACGACUUCACCGCCGAGAUAACCGAGAAGCGCGUAUCCGUACUUGAUCUUCUGGAACGAUUCCCGUCAGUAUCUUUGCCACUUGGCCCUUUCCUGAAAAUGCUGCCUCCCAUGCGUGUGCGUCAAUAUUCCAUCUCAUCGAGUCCACUUUGGAAUCCCAAUAACGUCACCCUUACGUAUGCGGUUGUUGACCAGCCUGCAUACUCUGGCCAAGGCCGUUUCGUAGGUGUCGCCACCAACUACCUCUCCAGCUUAGCUGUGGGCGACAAACUCCAUGUCGCAGUGAGGAGCUCGCACCAAGCAUUCCAUCUGCCAAAGGAUGGAAAGAAUGUGCCAGUCAUUAUGAUUGCCGCAGGAACUGGCUUGGCUCCUUUCAGGGGAUUUAUUCAAGAGCGCGCCGCACAAAUUGCCGCCGGACGUACCCUUGCGCCCGCUGUGCUGUUCUAUGGCUGCCGCGACCCCAGCAAUGAUCUUCUCUACCCAGACCUACUCUCGCGCUGGGAGAAGCUUGGCGCUGUCUCACUCCGCUACGCAUUUUCUCGUGCUCCCUCCUCCUCCGAAGGCUGCAAGUACGUCCAGGACCGCCUUUACCACGAUUCUAAAGAAGUCGUUGAGCUUUUUGACGCUGGGGCAAAACUUUUUGUUUGCGGGAGUCGUGAAGUGGGCAAAGGCGUUGAGGACGUUUGUCUGAAGAUCGCGAGGGAGGAGAGGGUGAGGAAGAAGGGCGAAGAUGUGGAUGAAGGACGGUUGAGGGAAUGGUUUGAGGGUCUGAGAAAUGAGAGGUUCGCUACUGACGUUUUUGCUUAGGCGGGCGUGGAAUAUACAUUGUUAGCUUCGUAAUGAACACAGGAGGCGUGCAGCCUUCAUGCGGACCUCUAGGGUGG
Molecule: messenger RNA, 3569 nt
Organism: Paraphaeosphaeria sporulosa
Lineage: Eukaryota; Fungi; Ascomycota; Dothideomycetes; Pleosporales; Didymosphaeriaceae
Product: NADPH-cytochrome P450 reductase-like protein
Exons: 8
Coding region: 292-3492 (1066 amino acids)
Cellular component (GO): cytosol
Molecular function (GO): flavin adenine dinucleotide binding; iron ion binding; aromatase activity
Source: RefSeq, a predicted model, not a curated record